GUGUCGUAAAGUCGAUAGCUUCGUCACUGGGGAUGGUCGAUACGCGGCCACGCGUUGUUGCUGUCGGAUCGAGAAAUUGAAGUUCGAUAUCUAUAAAAUAAUUCGACAGAAGUUGAUUUGAUAUAUAUCGGAAUGUUCGCGGUAAAUUCGUAAUCACACGAAUGGUCGUGGAAUUUGCAAAAGUGGAAUCAUUAAGUGAGUUUGCUUGUGAAUGCGUCUGAUUUAGGCAGGGAAUGCCGUCCAUGUUGAAGAGAAAUUAACAAGCUGAGGUACUGCGAAUAGAAUAACUUCAAGUUUUUUGAGUUGCUGUACAAGUUUAUUGUAUUCUGACAUAUUCAAAUAUUGAGAAUCAAAUAUGGAUGGCAAGCAACUGAUGGCGACAAGUAGUGGAAAAUUAACGACUGUCGACGAUACCAAAAACGACAUGCAAAUGACAUUGGCAAAAAUGAUGGAGGAGAAGCAUACAUAUACGUAUAAGAAGCUUGUUGUACCCAUGUCUAUGCGGAGUAUAUAUUGGAAAUUCUUUGGCUUCCCCGCUACGGAUGAGGGUGAUAUUCUUACUAAAGUUAAGAUUGUCUGUAUAUUAUGCAAAACUCAAAUUGCUUAUAAUCGAAACACAAGCAACUUACGAAUGCAUCUACAGAAUAAACAUGCCCAAGAAUUAUUAGAGCUAGAGAUGGCUACACCUCCCAAAAAGCAAGUUCUUUCUCAGGAAACUAAAGAUCGAAGAGCUCAAAAACGUUUGAUGAAAGCAGGUUUUGGUACAGCGCAGCAUAUUUAUGCAACAAAUGCUGAUGGCACUGUACAAAUAGAUGGUGAUAUACAGUUUGUAACAGAUCCUAAUGUUAGUUUAUCUGGUAUUGAGGAUGAUAUAACUAUUGGUCAGCCAUUACGUGUUAUGAUAAAAGGUGGUACUACCGUGGGGACCAAUAGCCAGAAUGUAGCAUUUCUUAUGCCUGAAGAAAGUUCUUCGCAAAGAUCGAGCAUUGAUGGAAAAUCUGUUUCUGAUGCGAUUGCAGAGUUUAUUAUAAUGGAUCUUCAAUUACCUGAAGUCGUGGAAGGGCAAGGAUUUCAAAGACUCAUAGCAACCUUACAUUCACCUUGUGAAAUUCCUAGCAAAAAUAAAUUGGAGGAGGAGAUUAUACCAAAAGUCUAUGACACAUUUAGAGAAACUGUUGCAGCAAGUCUAUCCUGUAUUAAUAACGAAGUUGGUCUAGCUAUGGAAGAAUGGAAAUCAAAAUCAGAUGAAUGCUUUGUGACUAUUUCAGUUUUUUAUCAAAAUGUAGGAGAAGCAUCACUAAAAUCAAAGAUCCUGAGCACAUUACAUGCUCCUUUGGAUUGGGGAGAGACACAGUGGGGAAAUGCUAUUGACUCUUUAUUACUUGAUUGGGAUCUUAGAGUAGAACGUAUAACAGCAGUUGUUAUUGGAACCAUGAGAUCUGAACUGUUAGCAGCUUUGACCAGUCGUGGUCUUGCAUUGGUGCCGUGUCUUCUUCACACUCUACAAAUCUGUGCACAAGCAUGUUUUGAAAAUCCAGAAGUUGCAAAUAUUUUGUCAAAAUGUAGAGCUGCUAUUGGAGCAAUUGCAAGUCAUCCAGCUGCAUCUGCUGCUUUACUCAUGCAAGAGCAGAUACUUGAGCUUGAGGAGAGUGCGUUAUUGAUGGAUUAUCCAGCAGUGUGGACAUCUACAUACACCAUGCUGGAACAAAUUGUAUUACGUAGAAAUAUUAUUACUUCCAUUUUGGAAAGCAUGGAAGGCAUUGAUCAAGAUGUCAUCGACCUAACUGGAGAGCAAUGGAAAAUCAUAGAAGAUCUUGUAACAGUUCUGGAGCCUUUUAAAGUAACAAUCAUGACCCUUAGUGAGGAAAAGAUGCCCCUAAUAUCAUUAUUAAAACCAUUACUAUGGCAGCUAGUCUCCUCUCACCUAAGAUGUAAGGAUUCUGAUAGCAGCAUUGCUAGAGCAUUUAAAGAGUCUCUAUCCGACAUGCUUUGCGAUCGUUACGCUGACGCUAACGUUAGUCUUCUUCUCCAAAUUGCAACAACAUUAGACCCCAGAUUCAAACAACUACCUUAUGCCACAGAAGAAGAUAAGAAUAUGGUAGCAGCACCGAUAAAAGAAAUGCUAACGAAACUAAUAGAAGAAGAAGGUGCUGACAAUGAUGAAAUUAAAAUUGAGGAAGGACCUCCCAGUAAAAAAAGCCGAAUGUCUGGAAUGGAGCUGUUAUUGGGAAGUCUUUGUUCGACAAAAACUGGAAUGCCAGCUGAAGAAAAGGCGGAUCUUGAACUUGUACAGUAUCAGUCAGAGCCAACUGCACCCUUAGACAAUUGUCCUUUGCAGUGGUGGGCAAGGACUUCGGCGAAAUGUCCGAAUCUUGGAAGAUUAGCUCGAAGGUACAAUUGCGUCCCUGCAUGUUGUGCACCACCUAGUCGUAUUCCUGCAGAUGCUCAAGUUCUUUACGAUGGAAGACGUUCAGCUUUACCACCCCAUUUGGCAGACAAACUGUUAUUCCUUCACGGUAAUCAUACAAUGUAAAGAGAAUUAAGUUGCUUUGAAUAAUAUUUGAAAAAGCAACGCUUCUCUAAUGUUCUUUUACUCAUAGUUAUAUGCUUCUAUGUCUCAAUUGUAAUUUAUAAACGUAAUCCAGCAUACGUUAAAAGAACAUUAGGUUGAAUCGUGCAAUUUUCUCAAUGUGCAAAUCAUAUUUUACAUAACUGUACAUUUGAUAAGCAUUGUUAUAAUUAAAUCAAAAUGUCUUUAGCUACAAUGUAGCAGUGAACUAUUUUAAUGCUCGCCAUGCGACAUAUUUAUGUAUAUAACUGUAAUUGUACGAUACUAUGUAUAUGUAUAUAUCAUUAAGUGUAUAUAUUUUUACAAAUU
Molecule: messenger RNA, 2878 nt
Organism: Cephus cinctus (wheat stem sawfly)
Lineage: Eukaryota; Metazoa; Arthropoda; Insecta; Hymenoptera; Cephidae
Product: zinc finger BED domain-containing protein 1
Exons: 4
Coding region: 356-2533 (725 amino acids)
Molecular function (GO): protein dimerization activity; DNA binding
Source: RefSeq, a predicted model, not a curated record